AUGCGCGUCCUGAGCACACCACCUCCCCCCACUGCACUGAGAAUAAAGAUGCUUAUACUUCCAUUGCAGAGCUCCUCGGACAGGGCGUCCAUCCUGACCAUCCUCCAGGUCCUCGGAGACCUGCUCUCUGUUGGCACAGACAGGCGGAUCUGCUACCUGAUCAGCAAGGGCGGCAGCGAGGCCCUCUUGCAGACCCUGGUGGACACGGCGAGGACAGCGUCUCCAGACUAUGACAUCCUCCUGCCCCUCUUCCGACUGCUGGCCAAAGUUGGCCUUCGAGAUAAAAAGUUUGGACAGAAGGCGUUGGACUUGGAAGCACUUGAUGUCACCUUGAUUCUGACCAGGAAAAACCUGGCCCACAGCCAGAACCUCCUGCACUGUCUCUGGGCCCUGCGUGUGUUUGCCUCCAGUGUCACCUCGGGAGCCAUGCUGGGAAUUAAUGGAGCAAUGGAACUGCUUUUCAAAGUCAUCACCCCUUACACCAGGAAGCGGACCCGAAUAAUCAGGGCGGCUGCGGAGGUCCUUGUAGCGCUGCUGAAAUCCAAGUCCAAUAGGCGCAGGGCGGUGAACAGAGGCUAUGUCGCCAGCUUGCUCAGUCUGCACCAGGAUUGGCACUGCCACGACACAGCCAACAGCUACGUCCUGAUCCGCCGGGCGCUCCUGCUCUGCCUCAAGCACGUUGCCACCCUCCAGUCAGGCAGGGAGGCCUUCCUGGCAGCCCAGGGCAUGGAGAUCCUCUUCAGCACCACACAGAACUCCCUGGAUGACGAAAGCUUGGAACCCGUCGUGGCCACUGCGCUUCAGGUCCUGCGGCAGUGCUACCCAAAGAGUCCCCUUCCUCUGGUCACGGCCAGCAGCGCCUACGCCUUCCCGGGCCCCGGGCACAUCCCUUCUGAACCCCGACAUGUUCUCGCUGAAGAGGAUGUUGAAGACGAUGAGGAUGAAGAAGAGGACAAAGACUCUGACGCGGAAGAUGCGAAAGAGGAAGAUGAUGACUUGGAAACGGAUGUGAACAAGCUGAUUUCCAAACCCGGACUUGACCGACCCGCAGAGGAGCUGGCCCAGUACGAGGCCAUGUGUCUCGAGCUGUCUUGCAGCUUUGAGGACCUGGAGCCCAGACCUGGAGAGGAUCCGACCUCUGCAGAGACCGAGUAUGCCAACCACCAGCACAUUCCGACCGCCGCCUCCCCGGAGCGGCAUCGCUUAAAUGAGGACCAAGGCUCCCGGGGGCCAGAAAGAGAAGACACAGUCCAGACGCCCCUUCUGAGCAUGGUGAAGAGGGGCAGGUCGUCCGUGCCUCUAGCCUCCCAAAAAAGACCUGGAACGAACCCGGACCAAAAUGCCCAGUCCAACGGGCUUGGGAUGGAUUCUUCUGGGAAUCGAGUCCUUGACAUUGAGGCUUUUCUCAAAGACGCUGCUUGGGACAUCGAUACGAUUUCUUGCCCAAGGACAAGCGCCUCCCUUUCCUGCUCCACGAGGUCUCAAGACACUGUUGAAGUGAUCGAGAAGCUUCUGCAGAUGCACCCCCAGCACAUCCCCUUCCAUGACCCCUAUAUUUAUAGGGCCAAGGUCAGAAGAACCAAAUCCGUGGCCGACUUCAAGAUAAUGGCAUUUCCUGACCUCUGGGGGCAUUGCCCGUCAACCUCUCCAGAGCCCAUGCUGGAGCGCAAGCGUGGGAUCCAAAGGAUCAAGAUAUUUGAGGAUAUCCGGAGGUUCCUUCAGCCCAGGGAAGUCAUCAAUAAAGUCGUCUUCAGUUUAGACGAGCCUUGGCAAGACACUGCUUCCGACUGCUUGUGUUUCUCCUCCAAGUUUGAGUCGGGAAAUCUUCGCAAAGCCAUCCAAGUGCGCGAGUUUGAGUACGACUUGUUGGUCAACACAGACGUGAACAGCACCCAGUACCAGCAGUGGUUCAACUUCAAGGUGAGCCGCAUGAGGGCGGCCGUCCCCUACCGCUUCAACAUCAUCAACUUCGAGAAGCCCAACAGCCAGUUUAACUAUGGGAUGCAGCCCACUAUGUAUUCCGUGAAGGAGGCGCUCCUUGGCAGACCCACGUGGAUACGGACAGGCUAUGAGAUCUGCUACUACAAAAAUCAUUAUCGCGAGAGGGCCGCUGUCACAGGGGGAGAGGUUCGGAGGUGCUACUACACCCUCACCUUUGCCAUCACCUUUCCGCACCAUGACGACGCCUGCUACCUGGCCUAUCACUACCCCUACACCUACACCGCCCUCAUGACUCACCUGGAUAUUCUAGAAAGAAGUGUCAACCGCAAAAAGGUCUACUUCCGGCAGGAGGCUCUGUGCCAGACGCUAGGGGGGAAUCUGUGCCCAUUGGUGACCAUCACGGCUAUGCCCGAGUCGGCCAGCGCUGACCACCUGGAGCAGUUCCGGCGGCGUCCAUACCAGGUGAUCACUGCCCGAGUUCACCCAGGAGAAAGCAAUUCGAGCUGGGUGGUGAAAGGGGCACUGGAGUUCCUGGUCAGCAGUGACCCUGUGGCCAGGCUCCUGAGGGAAAACUUCAUCUUCAAGAUCAUCCCCAUGCUCAAUCCAGAUGGUGUCAUCAAUGGCAAUCACAGGUGCUCCCUGCGCGGCGAGGAUUUGAACAGACAGUGGCUCACGCCCAGCGCCCAGCUGCAGCCGACCAUCUACCACGCCAAGGGCCUGCUCUACUACCUGAACAGCGCCGGCCGCAGCCCCGUGGUCUUCUGUGAUUUCCACGGCCACUCCCAGAAGAAGAAUGUGUUCGUCUAUGGUUGUAGCAUCAAGGAGACCUUGUGGCAAGCAGAGGCCCCUGUGGGCGCAUCCACUGUCUUGGAAGAUGUCAGCUACAGGACUCUUCCCAAAAUCCUCGAUAAGUUAGCACCGGCCUUCACAAUGAGCAGCUGCAGCUUCCUGGUGGAAAAAUCUCGUGCUUCCACUGCCCGGGUGGUGGUGUGGAGAGAGAUGGGGGUGUCCAGAAGCUACACCAUGGAGAGCAGCUACUGUGGCUGCAGCCAGGGCCCCUACCAGGGCCUGCAGUUUGGUACCCGUGAGCUGGAGGAGAUGGGGGCCAUGUUCUGCCUGGGUCUCCUCAUCCUGGAACUCAAAUCCGUCAGCUGCAGCCGGCAGCUCCUGACCCGUGCAGCCACCCUACUGAACGCGGAGGAUGAGCCUCUGGACCACCACCUCCGGAGAUGUAGCACCGCCCAACGCAGCAGCGGCGGCGUCACCCCCGAGCUGGACGAUGAGCCCCCCUGCAUGGAGGAGAUCGAUUACAGUACAGACGGCGGUUCCGACCAGGAAGAGAGGUGCUCUGAGCUGGACCGGCAGAUCCGGGAGUGGGCCUCCCACCCCGACGAGGGCGAGGAGGAAGAGGAGGGGCCGGGACAGGGACGAGGAGCCGGCCCGUAGCCCCAGGUUCAUGGCGACUUCCGUGCCCGCAGCCACUGGACUAGGACCGUGUCCUCCGCCAUCAGACACGCACGCG
Messenger RNA from Molossus molossus (Pallas's mastiff bat), 3463 nucleotides. It is a transcript of the gene AGBL1, whose product is annotated as ATP/GTP binding protein like 1. The transcript has 23 exons. Gene Ontology annotation, molecular function: zinc ion binding; metallocarboxypeptidase activity. Bases 1 to 3387 code for a protein of 1128 amino acids. NCBI's taxonomy places the organism in Eukaryota, Metazoa, Chordata, Mammalia, Chiroptera, Molossidae. The record is from RefSeq and is a predicted model, not a curated record. Gene Ontology annotation, biological process: protein side chain deglutamylation; proteolysis; C-terminal protein deglutamylation.